This is a messenger RNA of Pollicipes pollicipes, 1581 nucleotides long. Its product is annotated as double-stranded RNA-specific editase 1-like. The record is from RefSeq and is a predicted model, not a curated record. Gene Ontology annotation, cellular component: nucleolus; cytoplasm. Lineage: Eukaryota; Metazoa; Arthropoda; Thecostraca; Pollicipedomorpha; Pollicipedidae. Gene Ontology annotation, biological process: RNA processing; adenosine to inosine editing. Gene Ontology annotation, molecular function: double-stranded RNA adenosine deaminase activity; tRNA-specific adenosine deaminase activity; adenosine deaminase activity.
AUGGGUGGCCAGCGCAGCGAGCGCGAGACCGAGACCGAGACCGAGGUGGACGGCGAGAUGCGCUCCAGCGCCGCAAGAAAGCAGCGCACCGGGCCGGCCCAGCCCAAGAACGCCGUGUCGGCACUCAACGAGCUCAAGCCCGGCCUGCAGUACAAAGUGAUCCAGCAGGAGGGGCCCACACACGCGCCAACCUUCACUGUUCAGAUCGAGGUGAACGGCGAGGAGUACGUGGGCACUGGCCGCUCCAAACAGGCCAAACAGACGGCGGCCGAGGCGGCGCUGCGCUCCUUCAUCCAGUUCAAGAACAUGACGGACUUCCAGCUGGCCAUCAACCCGGCGCCGGUGACGUCCGACUUUACGGCCGACGUCGGCGUGUCCGGCCACGACUUCGUCUUCAACAAGACGGCCGGCGACGCCGACGCCGCCGCGGAGAACCCCGUCCAGCUGCUGAACGAGCUGCGGCCCGGCCUCAAGUACGAGCUGGAGGAGGAAAGCGGCGAGCCGCACGCCAAGAAGUUCAGCAUGAGCGUGCACGUGGACGGCGAGAAGUUUGACCGGCGUCGGUGAGGCCCCAGCAAACGACUCGGCAAAGCGGCCGCCGCCAAAGCGGCGCUCAGCAAGCUGUACAACUACUCGUUCAUCAACUACGCGUCAGUGGGCGGCUCGGACUCGCCGUACGGCUCCACGUCCGACCUCAGCGAACAGCUGAGCUUCCCGCAGACGGUGGCCGACCACAUAUCCAAGGUUGUCAACCAGCAGUUCCAGACAUUGAUGGAGAGCCAGCAGUCGCACAGCCGGCGCAAAGUGCUGGCCGGCCUGGUGAUGACCACCGGGCCGCAGAUGUCCGAGGUCAAGGUCAUCUCUGUCUCCACCGGCACCAAGUGCAUCAACGGCGAGCACAUGAGCGUGGAGGGCAACAGCCUGAACGACUGCCACGCCGAGGUGAUCACGCGGCGCUGCCUGCUGGACUACUGUACGGGCCAGCUGGAGCUGCUGCUGGCGCCAGAGACAGAGAGCGACAGCAUAUUCGAGCCGAGGCCAGAGGGUCGCGGCUACCGCCUCAAGGAGAACGUCCAGUUUCACCUGUACAUCAACACGGCGCCGUGCGGCGACGCCAGGAUCUUCUCUCCGCACGAGGCGCAGACGCGGACCGAGUCGUCCGACAAACACCCGAACCGGAAGGCGCGGGGGCAGCUGCGCACCAAGAUCGAGUCCGGGGAGGGCACCAUUCCGGUCAAGUCGAGUGACGGCAUUCAGACCUGGGACGGGGUGCUUCAGGGACAGCGACUGCUCACCAUGUCCUGCAGCGAUAAGAUAGCCCGCUGGAACGUGGUGGGGGUGCAGGGCUCACUGCUCGCCCAUUUCAUCGAGCCCAUCUACCUGGCUAGCGUGGUGCUGGGCAGUCUGUUCCACCCGUCACACCUGGUGCGCGCCAUCGGCGGUAGGAUCGGCCCGACGGCGCAGGGCCUGCCGCCGCCCUACCGGCUGCACACCCCCCUGCUGGCCGCCACCAGCUCGCCAGAGGUGCGGCAGCCCGGCAAGGCGCCCAACUACAGCAUCAACUGGACCUGCGGUACGUAG